AUGGGUUCAGCUGAGGUGACACAGCCGUGGAACUGUGUCAGUAAACCCGCUCCUGUUUUUAUUUUUCUGAUGCACCUGCGGGAGGGAGCUGAAUGAGGACGAACUGUUUCGACACAGAUUUACUUUUUUUCUUUUCUUCUUCCACGUCUCUGUGGACGUUUCAUCAAACGAGGCGUCAAGUGAGUCGGGGCGACCGCUCUCAGUUUCAAAACAAGAUCGUGGAGGGUCACACAGCUGGAUAUAGGAGCGGGGACCAGUAUGCCGAACCAACAGCCUCGGCUGAGCGAGCACACUUCCUGUGGCACGUCCUGCAAGAACGCCAAGGAUAAGAGCAACAACACGACUCUGCUGGCGAUGCGUGGCUCUGAAGACGCCGACGACUCCAGUGGAAGGGGCUCCCGCUGCAGCUCAGAAAAGGAUUCAGGUUAUUCGGAUGGUUCAGACUGGCAUCACACGGAUGUGGAAGACCAGCAGAGCAACAAAAACCAAUCCAGAGCCGGCGAACACUCACAGGCUUCACAGCCAGGACUAAGUCAAAGGAAUCCUGGGAGUGUGUCCAGUAUCCCAGCAGGACGCGACCGUCCACCCAUCUACAUCUUCAAGGACAUGGUGCUUCAGCAGGCAAACAGGCAACCAAGUGUGAUCCAGAGAACUGGGCAGCUGCUCUGGAGAAACGGCAUCAGGGAAAGCAGCUUCGCUGCCGCUCCCCACAUGAUCCUAUUCCAGCAGCCCAGACUGGUCCCGGACACGCUGCAGCUCCACAAGCCCUCGUUUCAGAGGUCUAAUGUCACCGGGAAGAAAGUGAAUGGCAGUUACAGCCCCAUCCUGAACUCCUACCCCCGCAUUGCGCCCCAUCCCAGCAAGAAGCCGCCCGAUAAAUCUUCAGUGACCGCCGAAUCCCAGAGCCUGAGCAAGAGGGUGUGUACUGACCCCCAGACUAAUGACACAUCAGUCACUCAGGGCCUGCCCGAGCAACACUUUCAUAAACAACCUAAGUCUGCAGCCUCUGCAUCUUCCUCCUCAGCCAGAGACGGUCAGUCCUCGUCUGUGUCUGCUUCCACAAAUCAGGGAUCCCCGUCUGUUUCCGCUCAGCAGGCCACCCCCGCUUUCCUCGCGAGCAGAGGACACCACAAAGACUCCACCGCGAGCAGCCGCCACCGCCGCUUCCUCAACACGGUGGAAAUCCUCAGGCAGUCCGGGCUGCUGGACAUCACGCUGCGCACGAAGGAGCUGCUGCGCCAAAGCACGGCCACGGACCGGGGCAUCGCUCAGCUGCGGCAGCACGCCGAGCUGCUGUGCCGGGCCGCUGCCGACCCCGGCGGCGCCGCCGGGUGGGAGCACGUGCACGGCGUCAUGGACGAGUCGGGUAGCUACCCCGACCUCAGAGCCGCACCGGACUUACGAAGUCCUCCUCAUCCAGAUUCAGCCAGCCGACCUCAGAGCGACACAGAUGCGCUGCAAGCUGCAGAAACCUCAUCGCCAUCUCCGCCUCCUGCUCAGGACGGCGUACCUGAUCAGGACUGUGCUGCAUCGCAUCAGUCUGCCUCGGAACAAGACCGCAAGCUCAAGGCUGGCGAGAAAUGCUCAGACACUGUCGCCGUCACGCCUCCCGACAGCUCGACUGGGUAGGACAGUCUUCCGUGCCUUUUGAGGGUCAGCGCCCAGCUGUUGAACCUCCAUCCGUCUUUUAUCCUGCUUUAUCCAGCUCCGGGUGUUGGGGAGCGAGAUCCGAUCCCAGCCGGCUGUGGAUGAAGUCACGGUACACACUAUCAGGUCAAGACUCCACCAUAAGUACACCCACAGCUAACUUCAGGUCGCCAGUUGUUUGGACUCUGGAAGAAAAUCCGCACAUGCACAAGGAGAACAUGGAAACUCCAUAUCGUAACGCCACGAGCCUGGACUCGCACGGGGGAAGUUUCUGGCUGGGAGGCGCGAGAUCAUAAACGACUACACCACCGUGCCGCCCGAGAGCCAGAGGACAGCGAGUCGUUAGUUUGGGUUGUUAUAUUUUAUUUCAGUAUGUUAUUCUUUAUUAUUAUUCUCAGUGUUAAAGAAGCUGUGAACAAUAUCUCUGCAGGUUAAUUAUUUCUUGUCACAAAUGUACUUGAAAAUUUUGUCCAGAUAUUUGAAAACUAAGUUGCCGCACUUAAGUUGCAGUACAGUCCCUUUUUUCUUCUUCUUUUUUUUAUGUAUUACCACUGUAGACCUUAUAGAAGCCCAGCGAUGUCUGCCGGUGAGCCAUUUAAAGGAUUAUGUAAAAAUAAAAUGCAUUUAGCCUGGGGAACACAAAUGUGGCGCUGAACCGCUACAGUGACAGCCACAGCAUCCGUUAUCACGACAGCUGGUUGUUUUGUUGCCGUGUCGGACCAGUAGAGGACGGGAGAAAUAAAAUACAUGUACUGGGAGGCAAACGGUUUCCUUAAAACUUUAUUACCCCACUAAGAGCCAGCAGUCCACACUGGGUGAUAAACUGACGUCAUCGAGCAGCAUCUGUGCCUUAUAGUAAAGAAAUAAAGCCAGAGCUCCUGGCACAGAGGCACUUUAAAGGAAACCGGCGUCACCUGAUGUGCUGUCGUAUCAAACUACUGGACCACUGCAAGGAUCUCCGUCCAAACACUUCAACAAUGCCUUAAACUCUUUUUCACUGGAUCUUUUUUUUUUUUUCAAACAUUACCAGGGUACUUCCUACAUUACAGAUCAUCCUAUUGAUUCUCAAAGUCUUUCACAAUUUACAAUAAUAAUACACACUGAAUGUAUGGAGGCAGUUUACAGACUGUGUGAACUCAACACAGCAUCCCUGGAAAAAGAAAAAAAAAGUAUACUUUUUUCCUCAUUCAACAGCUUUAUUGUCCAUUUUCACUCCGGUUACAGUUUUUUUUUUUUUACACACCAAGAUUUAUUGUUGAUGUUGUGGUUUGUUUUCUAAAUGGAGCACAGUUUACUUUGUGGUUUUGAAAGUUUUGAGGUUUAAAAUUCCUAAAAGUAUGCCAAAUAGAUGGUUUUAUGCAUGUGGUAUGUGUAAGAAAAAUAAAUUUCUUUUCUUUUUGCCUUUACGUUUGUGCAGCAAUGCGCACGCUAUCAAAAAUAUAAGUGGUUUUUAUGGCGUCUUUUUCAUCAUUUUAAGCUAUUGAAAUAAAGCAAUACGUUA
This is a messenger RNA of Salarias fasciatus (jewelled blenny), 3148 nucleotides long. Its product is annotated as CLOCK-interacting pacemaker. NCBI's taxonomy places the organism in Eukaryota, Metazoa, Chordata, Actinopteri, Blenniiformes, Blenniidae. Gene Ontology annotation, cellular component: nucleus. Gene Ontology annotation, biological process: negative regulation of DNA-templated transcription; negative regulation of circadian rhythm. The coding region runs from base 259 to 1629 and encodes 456 amino acids. The record is from RefSeq and is a predicted model, not a curated record. The transcript is spliced from 4 exons.